Messenger RNA from Nestor notabilis (Kea), 1138 nucleotides. RefSeq names its product mitochondrial fission regulator 1-like (gene MTFR1L). NCBI's taxonomy places the organism in Eukaryota, Metazoa, Chordata, Aves, Psittaciformes, Psittacidae. The transcript is spliced from 5 exons. Gene Ontology annotation, cellular component: mitochondrion. The annotation marks the transcript as partial. The record is from RefSeq and is a predicted model, not a curated record. Gene Ontology annotation, biological process: aerobic respiration; mitochondrial fission.
ACGAUCCCCAUCUGGCAGAACAAACCCCAUGGCUCAGCACGCAGCGUUGUCAGGAGAAUCGGGUCAAACCUGCCUUUAAAGCCCUGUCCCAGAGCAACCUUUGAGGUUCUACCUAAUGUCUCGGAGCUCUAUUUAAAUGAUGUCCCUCCAGUCCCCACCUUGGCAGACAUUGUGUGGAUAGCAGCAGAUGAUGAAGAAACAUACGCCAGAGUCAGAAGUGACACUCGCCCGCUGAAGCACAAGUGGAAGCCGAGUCCCUUCACUGUUAUACAGCGAAAUGCUUCAGUCCCCAACCUGAGGAAGCAGGAGGAGAAGCUGCUCGCCUUGAAGAAACCUGGUUUACCAGCACUGAGCCGAACAACAGAGCUCCAGGAUGAGCUGAGUCACCUUCGGAGUCAGAUAGCUAAAAUAGUCGCUGCAGAAUCAGCUUCUGCCUCAUUUACACCAGAUUUACUAUCUCCAGGAAGUUCAAAUGCAUCUUCUCCUUUACCUUGUUUCGGACCCUCUUUCCAAUCUACAACCUCCUUUGUCAUUAGUGACAUCACGGAGGAGGAGGCAGAGCUGGAGAGCCCCGAGCUCCCGUCCGUGUCCCUGCUCUGCUCUGCAGCCUCCGAGUGCUGUAAACCAGAGUCAAAGGAUCCUGACGACGAGGAUUCCGUGUCUCUUUCCAAGGCCAGCAGUUUUGCAGACAUGAUGGGCAUCCUCAAAGACAUUCACAGGAUGAAACAAAGCAAAGACUUAAACCGAACGUCGCUGAAGGAGGAGGACCCAGCCGUUCUCAUCGCAGAAGUUCUGAGAAGAAAAUUUGCCCUCAAGGAUGAAGAUCUGGCCCUGAAGGAGAAGUGAUGCUCCUGGCAUUAAACUCUGCAAGCAAGUGCUCCCAAAAUUCUUUCCACAGUAGCUGCCUUCCUAAGGAUGGAGCCUUUUGCCUCUUUUAUUGAUGAGAAAUGGUUUCUGCGCUGGACACUGACUUAGGAAAGACCCUUUGGAUUUGGUGUGUUUUCCAUGUAUUGUUACAUUUAACAAAAAAACUUUUUAAGAAGAUGGAAAUUCUUUUCCACCUGUAUUUUGAUGUUGAUUAUUGCUGAGGAUCUUCUAGAGUGAAACACGUGCUGCUGGAUGAUGUUCUUCCCACCUA